ACCGCCAGGACGCGGGUCCCGUGUGCAGCUGGCCGCGAAAGCCGCUGCCGCCCGAGCCCCGCACCAGUCCCCCCGCCCCAUGGCCCUGGGCGCGCCACUCCGAGUUCCAGCUUCCAGAGGAGGCUCCGGCAGGCGGCCAACGCUGGGCAGGCAGCCCAGCCUCGGCGCUCCGCCUAGGCUGCGACCUCGAGUCCUCGGCCCACGGCAGCCACGCCCAGGGAGCCGCGGAUCCCUGCCGCCCCUGGGCCCUCGCCCACCCCGGCCCAGGAGGACGACCCGCCGCAGGACGGUUCUCUUGUCCUUUGGCGAGGAUUCUCCAAGGCGUCUCAACACAUGGGCCGGCUCAGAAACGCCAAGAUCCACGUGGAGAGAGCUAUCAAGCAGAAGAAGAUUUUCAUGAUCCAAGGCUGCUACCCUGUGAUCCGGUGGCUUUUGCGCCGGAGGGGCUGGGUGGAGAAGAAGAUGGUCCAUCACUUGGGUACCACGCUGCCACCACCACACAAGGAUCUGGGUGACAGUGACACCACUGAGGAUGAGGACGAAGAUGAGGAUGAAGCAUUCCGGCUACCACAGCUGUUCGACUUUGAUGAUUUACUGGAAUUUGAUGACCUGCAUGGGACGCAUGCUCUGAUGUCGCGCAUGGUUCGGAACGAGGUCCCCUACUUCAUCUGGACCACUCGGCGGAACAUGCUGGACUGUCGCUUCCUCUCCAAGGAUCAAAUGAUAAACCACUAUGCCCAGGCGGGCUCCUUUACCACAAAGGUGGGUCUGUGUCUCAAUCUCCGGAAUUUGCCGUGGUUUGACGAGGCCGAUGCCGACUCCUUCUUCCCGCGCUGCUACCGCCUGGGGGCUGAGGAUGACAAAAAGGCCUUCAUAGAGGACUUCUGGCUGACAGCUGCCCGCAACGUUCUCAAGCUGGUGGUAAAGUCAGAAUGGAAGUCAUACUCUAUCCAAGCAGAAGAGGCAGAGGCCCCAGGAGACAAGCAGCCCAAAAAACAAGAGAAAAAGCCGGUGACGGUGUCCCCAGAGUUUGUGGAUGAGGCUCUGUGUGCCUGCGAGGAGCACCUUAACAACGUGGCCCACGUGGACAUUGACAAGGACAUGGAGGCCCCGCUCUACCUGAGCCCUGAGGGCUGGUCCCACUUCCUCCAGCGCUACUAUCAAGUGGUCCACGAGGGGGCAGAACUCAGGUACCUCGACACUCAGGUCCAGCGCUGUGAGGACAUCCUGCAGCAGCUGCGGGCCGUGGUGCCCCAGAUGGACAUGGAAGGAGAUCGCAACAUCUGGAUCGUGAAGCCGGGAGCCAAGUCCCGUGGACGAGGCAUCAUGUGCAUGGACCACCUGGAGGAGAUGCUGAAGCUGGUGGAUGGCAAUCCUAUGAUGAUGAAGGACGGCAAGUGGGUGGUGCAGAAGUAUAUUGAGCAGCCCCUGCUCAUCUUUGGCACCAAGUUUGAUCUGAGACAGUGGUUCCUGGUGACCGACUGGAACCCGCUUACUGUGUGGUUCUACCGUGACAGCUACAUCCGCUUCUCCACACAGCCCUUCUCCUUGAAGAACCUGGACAACUCCGUGCACCUGUGCAACAACUCCAUCCAGAAGCACCUGGAGAAUUCGUGCCACCGACACCCACUGCUGCCCUCAGAUAACAUGUGGUCAAGCCAGAAGUUCCAGGCCCACCUGCAGGAGAUGGGGGCCCCGAACGCCUGGUCCACCAUCAUCGUGCCUGGCAUGAAGGCUGCGGUGAUCCACGCCCUGCAGACCUCCCAGGACACCGUGCAGUGUCGGAAGGCCAGCUUCGAGCUCUAUGGCGCUGACUUUGUGUUCGGUGAGGACUUCCAGCCCUGGCUGAUCGAGAUCAACGCCAGCCCCACCAUGGCACCCUCCACAGCUGUCACCGCCCGGCUCUGUGCCGGCGUACAGGCCGACACCCUGCGCGUGGUCAUCGACCAGCGGCUGGACCGCAGCUGUGACACGGGGGCCUUUGAGCUCAUCUACAAACAGCCUGCCGUGGAGGUGCCCCAGUAUGUGGGUAUCCGGCUCCUAGUAGAGGGCUCCACCAUCAAGAAGCCCCUGGCGAUGUGUCACCGGCAAAUAGAAGCCCGCCCAGCCCUCCCUCACCUGCUGACCCAGCGAGGCUCUGGGGAAGCCCAUCACCACUUCCCCACCCUCCACAGCACGGCCCAGCUGCCUUCUCCCCGUGUGCUCCGACCCCAGGGGCGGGGCCUCAGACUACAGCACAGCAGGCUGGUGGGCUCUGAGGCCCUGUCGACCACAGGCAAGGCCUUGAUGACUCUACCUACUGCCAAGGUUUUGAUUUCCCUCCCACCUAACCCUGAGCUCAAGCUGGCACCCAACGCCCUGAAACCAAGAAAGGUGGGCCUCGAACGUGCUUUCAUGGUCCCCCACUUGGAAGUAACUUGUGGUCUCAACGCUUUGAAGUUGGAAAUCUUCCUAGCAUCCGUAGGAAGAUCAAGGCCAAAGGCAACUUCAAGGCCAGACUGCGACAAACCCAAGGCUGAGACAUGCCUCAUGGCGACACUGAGCCUUCCGGGACCCCUGCCCCUUAUCAGUGCACACCAGGGUCUGGGGGGCAUGAGGGACGUGUGGGUACAGAAGUCCUUGCUUCGAUCGUCACUGCCCUCAUCCUGGACGCAGCACCAAGUAAAAAAGCAAAUGAAGUAUUUGAGGCUUGGCUCCUUUUCUCUUAGAGGGUGAAGAGAGAGUAGGGUGCGGCUCUGUACCCCAAGGUCCAGAACAAGAGCUAGAGGCCAAUCAGCAACUCCUCCACAAAGCAAGGCCCAGAAUUCCCAUCCAGUGACAGACAUGAGGCAUCCUGUCCAGGGACUCCCCUGGCAUCUCUGAUCUCGGAGUGGGAGGAUAAGUGUCAUGUUACAGAUGAGGAAACUGAGUCUGAACGAGGAGACAUGGCUUGCCCAAGAUCAUGUGGCAGUGAGCAGAAGGCUGGGACACAUUACCACGACUGCUGAGCCCUGCGGGUCUCCCCAGUCCCCAGGCCCAGAGGCGCUGGGCUGGCAGCAGAAUGACAUCUAAUGGGCACAAGAUUUACAGCAGGAGACACAGCAGAAGAGUGGACCCAGCCCUUCUCCAGAUGAAGUGGGUCUCUCCCUUCCUCUGCAAGGGGCCAAGGUCACCUAAAAAGGAAAUAUCCAAUAAGCUACACCCAUCUGAAAAAGUUUGGUAUUUCUUAAUUGUAAUGGGUUGAACAUUGGUAUGUCUUCCUGGAACCUGUGAAUAUGACUUUAUUUGGAAAAAAGGGUCUUUGUAGAUGUAAGUACAUUAAAGAUUUUUAGAUGAGAUCAUCCUGGAUUAUCCAGAUGGGGCCUAAAUCCAAUGACAAGUGUCCUUACCAGAGACAAGAGAAGACAAACGAGGAGAAGGCCAUGUGGAGACAGAGGCAGAGGCUGGUGUGAUGCAGCCACAAGCCAGGAAGAGGCAAGGAAGGAUUCUCACCUAGAACCUUCAGGGAGAGCACAGCCCUGCUGACACCUUGAUUUUGGACUUAUGGCCUCCAGAACUGGGAGAGAAUCCAUUUCUGUUGCUUUAGGCCACUCAGGUUGUGGUAAUUUGUUGCAGCAGCAGCCCUAGGAAACUAACACACUAGUCAAAUGAAGAUACAUAAAUUCUGUAUAUUUAUGAAUCCAUUCUUGCACAGCUGAACCAGGAGAUGCGUACAGGCGGGCUCACAGCAGCACUGUGGUAACAGCUGACGACCUAAGUGUCCAUUAACAGUCAGAUGGGUAGACUGCAAGCUCUGACAUUCCAACUCCGCGCCACACAACGGAUGCAUUUCACAGGGUAGAGCGAGAACAAGUCUCAAAAGGAUAUAUGCAGCACAAUUCCAUUCCAACAGAAACUUCAGAAACAGGGAAAAAGGAAAUAUAUUGUUUAAGGA
Messenger RNA from Lagenorhynchus albirostris (white-beaked dolphin), 3913 nucleotides. It is a transcript of the gene TTLL3, whose product is annotated as tubulin tyrosine ligase like 3. Gene Ontology annotation, cellular component: cilium. NCBI's taxonomy places the organism in Eukaryota, Metazoa, Chordata, Mammalia, Artiodactyla, Delphinidae. Gene Ontology annotation, biological process: cilium assembly; protein modification process; cilium movement. The record is from RefSeq and is a predicted model, not a curated record.